GCGUUUUCCCCUCGCUAUCUCCUUGGCACAUACUCUCCUGAUAACUUCGAUGAUUUCUCAAGUGUUCCUCGGGAGAUGUGUCGAUGUGUGUUGUAACCGUCGGAAUACUCUCGCAUCGCAAGUUUCAGUCUGUGUGUCGAUCCAGAAACGGCUAUCAGCAUACGUACAAACGUGCGGACAGCACUCCCGAUGGAACGGCGCGUAGCCGACCGUAAUCGUCUGCGGGGAGCGAACCGAUAACAUGCACAAUUAUUUGAUCGACGACGUCCAUCGACCGUCGAAUAGAACAGGCGUGAUAAGAAUCACGAUUACGAAAGAUAAACGUACGCCGCAAUGAAGAGUUUAUUUUAGAGAGAGAGAGAGAACCGGAUUUUUCUAAAAAGGAAACACGUAUAGCUGAUAUACUCGCCGCUGACCACAGCCACUCGUCGAAGUACGAUAACGAGGCAUGUAACGUUUCAAAAAAUCGUGAAGAGUUUUGUUAUAAAUCAAGAGGAUGAUGUACAGUGUCUCUAUUCUCUCACUUGUUCUGAGCGUACUGAUAGUUGGAACACUUUCAUUGGAUCUUUACUAUAAUUGCGAUUAUAUAUUUAAACCAAAACAUCUUGACGUUAAAAACCCUAACUACGACAAUCGAUAUCUUUUCUUUUGCCCUCCCGAAGAGUUCCCAACUCAUGUGGACUUUGUUAUAGAUGAAGACAGUGAAGAAGAUUUCCCAAGUGGUAUUGUAAAUGUUGUGUUUACACCUCCUAAAAUACAGUGCGAGUAUACACUCACUUUAUUAGUCAACCCUUUAAUCAAAAGUAAAGAAGAAUGUGAAAAGUACAAUUUUGAAAAAACCCACAAUCUUAUUUCAAAAACACAUACCCAAAAUAGGAAGGUGUGUCAUCUUAUGAACACCAAUAAUUCUAGCAAGAUAAAUCUGUAUGAGGAUAAGAUUGAGCUCGAGUACGGAUAUGUCUUUCCAGGAUGCUACGCACUACAGUUUCACACGAGUAAUAUACAUAAAUCUAUAGUAGGCAAGAAUUUUGUGAACACUACUUAUCAACGAGUCGAAGUUAAGGAACCACAAGUCAUUUGCAGAUCAGACGAAUAUUCUAACGUCGAGAAAAGACAAAAUUUCAUAUUGGAUGUUACACUACCACCAGAUACAGGAGACAAACUUGUUAUACAUUUGUUUAAACCGCAAAAUCAGAAUAUAAAACAAGGUUGUGCUUGGUCAAAAGAACCGGUAAUAUAUGAUUGGACAGUCGAUUUGGGAGUUAGUACUUCGAAAAAAGCAUUAACCGAUAAAAACUGCGAUGUAAAAUUGGUAAGGAGAGCAAAAGAAGGAUAUGAGAAAUUUGUACGGUGUCAUUUUCAACUGGAGUUACCUAUUGCAAAUUAUUGUUUGUUUUAUACAUUGUUUGAUGAUCGAUGUGAGAAAGAAACUACUAUAUGGAAACCACCGUAUUAUAUCGACACAAAUAUUGGGAAUAAAACAAUUACAUGUACAUGGGUAAGAGGCUGCGUGAAAAGUUUCGAAAAUUGGCCAUCUGUCGUGAAUGUUCAGUCAAGGAUGAUGAAAUCAGAUAAAUUGUUGAGCACAAGUUCGUAUCUAUUGCUGCCAAUUAUUGCCAUUAUAUUAAUCGUGUCGGCAGUAGUGGGAAUAUUAUGUUUCUGGUAUUAUUGGCGUAUUCGAAAUGAGGAAGUCAGCUUGUAUACAAAUUCGCAGCAUGAUGAUUCUGAUUGCCUUAAAUCCAUCGAUUUCGGUAUUGAUGAAAUCAAGAAGAAAGGAAUCAGUCAUGAUAAUUAUUCAUGCGACGAUAUUGUUCUUCUUUAUACUAACAAUUCAACAUCUUUUAUGGCACUGAUGAAAGAUUUUCGUCAAACACUUGCCAAGAUGUGCUCUUGUUCCGUGCACGACUGGCAUGACGGAGCUGUAUGGAAUAAAGUAGCCAAAGUUGGUGCCGUUUUAUGGUUUACCGAAUUACUUAACAACGGAUGUCGCUGCAUUUGGAUAGAUACACCAGCCACGAGAUCUGUUGUUAUAUCAAACUCGAGAAACAAUGAAUCGAGCGUGGAUGAGCUCAGUAUAUGUUACAAAAUACACGAUUUUCGCGACAUGGCAUUUCGUGUUGUGCUUGAAGUGGCAAAAAGCAAAGUAAACGACGUCGCGCGACAGUAUCGUAAACAUUUUGUUGUAAGGUUUGAAGAAAUUGAAGAAUUAAAAAUAGAGAAUACAAUAAACGUGAACGAUCCAUUUUUAGAUCUCUCUCCUCACGCGCGAUAUUACAUACCGCAGCAUCUCAUGCAAUUGUGUUCGGACUUGUCGGUGGUGAAAGCAGAAAUUUAAUAAAUAUAAAAAACGAUAUGAUAGAAGAUCUUCGCCAUAUUUUUAUAUAACUUUAUAAAUCCAGCCGCAGCAACGUCUAAAAUUUAUGAAGGUGGAGUCAGUAAUAUGGAAUAACUAAAUAAGUUAUUUUAAAUUCUCAGCGUUAUAUAAGCCACGACUAUCCUACACAACGAGACCUCCUAGUGUUUUCCUAAAGCGCAGUUCGUGAUUUUAAAAGCACAAAUUUUUUAUAAUAUGUCAAAGACACUACCUCAUAGUACGUAAGAAAUUGUGUAAAGCAACAUAUAGUUGUUUAUAGGUGUCUUCCGUCAUGACAGAAGAGUUAAUAUUUGUAACAAUUCUAAAUUAUAGGAUUAUUAUUCUAUAAUUAUAUUUGUUGUUUACUUUUUUUGAGCGAUAUUGAUGUGAAGACUAUCGUUGUCCGAUACUUUCACGAUUAAUUAUUUAACGUUGAAUUCGAUUUUGCACAAUUGUUGUAUAUUGUUUAAGUUUUAAUUAAGCUUCAUACAUUUAUUAUGUUGAUAUAAAGAUGUAUAUUUGACAUAUAAUAUAUAUAUAUAUUUUUUUUUAAUAAAAGAACUUCGAAAAAAUAA
Monomorium pharaonis (pharaoh ant) is the source of this 2928-nucleotide messenger RNA. RefSeq lists its product as uncharacterized. Lineage: Eukaryota; Metazoa; Arthropoda; Insecta; Hymenoptera; Formicidae. The record is from RefSeq and is a predicted model, not a curated record. The transcript has 13 exons. Bases 497 to 2335 code for a protein of 612 amino acids.